Endocarpon pusillum Z07020 is the source of this 7083-nucleotide messenger RNA. RefSeq lists its product as uncharacterized. Gene Ontology annotation, molecular function: carbamoyl-phosphate synthase (glutamine-hydrolyzing) activity; amino acid binding; ATP binding. The transcript is spliced from 3 exons. The coding region runs from base 1 to 7083 and encodes 2360 amino acids. Gene Ontology annotation, cellular component: cytoplasm; cytosol. The record is from RefSeq and is a predicted model, not a curated record. Gene Ontology annotation, biological process: UTP biosynthetic process; 'de novo' pyrimidine nucleobase biosynthetic process; L-glutamine metabolic process. NCBI's taxonomy places the organism in Eukaryota, Fungi, Ascomycota, Eurotiomycetes, Verrucariales, Verrucariaceae.
AUGCCUUUACAUCGUCAGGAGGAGGAGAGAAGGCCUGUUACGCCAAAUUCAUGGGUCAAUCAGCAUGUUGAACCUCAAUUACCCUCUAGUCCUUCUCUGGCCGCUUCAGUGGGCUUGAGCUCGUCCGGAGAUGGCAUCACAAAUCCUGGUAGGCUAGGACCUCUUGGUGGAAGACCGACAGGAAGUCUCGUCAGAACGGCAUAUGCUCAAACCAUUAGAGAAGAAGAGAAAAAGAUCUAUCUGGAGUUAAAAGAUGGCAAUGUCUACGAAGGUUUCAGCUUCGGUGCUGAACUCAGUGCUGCUGGAGAGCUCGUUUUUCAAACUGGCAUGGUUGGCUAUCCCGAGUCUAUCACAGACCCUUCGUAUCGAGGCCAGCUACUAGUGAUGACUUUCCCUCUUGUUGGUAAUUAUGGUGUUCCUUCCAGGUACGUGAUGGAUGAGGUUUUGAAAGAUCUACCAAAAUAUUUCGAGUCUAGCGAAAUCCAUAUUGCCGGUCUCAUUGUUGCAUCAUAUUGCGGAGAUGAGUUCUCGCACCAUCUGGCACAUUCAUCGCUGGGGAAAUGGCUUCGGGAAAACCAUGUCCCGGCCAUGCAUGGAGUUGACACGAGAGCUUUGACAAGCCACAUCCGUGAAGCCGGCAGCAUGUUAGGUCGAAUGCUUCAUCAGAAGCACGGUGUGAUGAAUGGAUUCCCGAAUAGUGAUCACCUUGCCACAAACUCUCAUAUUCCCGAUGAGAUUGCUUGGAUUUCCGAGACCGAUAUGAUUGAUUGGAUCGAUCCUAAUGUCAGAAACCUUGUUCGUGAUGUCUCGAUCAGUCAGGCUCGACUCAUGUCUCCUCCCAAAGAUACCGCAUUGUACCAUAUAUCUGGUCGGCCUCUUCGAGUGGUUUGUCUGGACGUCGGACUGAAGUAUAACCAAUUACGCUGCCUUCUUAAUCGAGGCGUUGAGGUUCUGGUUGUGCCAUGGGACUACGACUUUACCUCUUUGGCUGGCAAGGGUUAUGAUGGGUUGUUUGUUUCCAACGGGCCAGGAGAUCCUGCUAUGGUAUCUGUGACGGUCAAGCACAUAGCACGAGCCAUCGAAGACGGGAGAACUCCGAUCUUCGGCAUUUGCUUGGGUCAUCAGCUGCUUGCUAGAGCGGCAGGAGCAAAUACACUGAAAAUGAAGUUCGGUAACCGUGGCCACAACAUUCCUUGCACAAAUACUCUCUCUGGAAAAUGUUAUAUCACUUCGCAAAACCAUGGAUAUGCAGUCGACGCUUUGAGCUUACCGAAAGGGUGGGAGGAGCUCUUUGUCAAUGCCAAUGACGGUAGCAAUGAGGGUAUUCGUCACGUCUCCCGGCCGUAUUUCAGUGUCCAGUUUCAUCCGGAAAGCAACCCAGGGCCUCGUGACACCGAAUACCUCUUCGAUGUCUUCAUAGAUGCUAUUCGAUCUUGCGCCAAAUCAGCAGAAGCUCUCUUGCAGCCAGUAGACUUUCCCGGCAGCACUCUUGCAGAGAAUGAACAUGCACAUCCACGUGUUCAAGUGAAGAAAGUCCUCAUUCUCGGUAGUGGUGGAUUGAGCAUCGGUCAAGCAGGUGAAUUUGACUACUCGGGGAGUCAAGCUAUCAAGGCGCUGAGGGAAGAAGGCAUCUACACAAUACUGAUCAACCCCAAUAUCGCGACCAUACAGACUUCGAAAGGCCUUGCAGACAAGGUAUACUUCCUCCCUGUCAAUGCCGAAUUUGUUCGCAAGGUUAUCAAGCACGAGAAGCCCGAUGCCAUCUAUUGCACUUUCGGCGGACAGACCGCCCUCCAGGUUGGAAUACAGCUCAAAGACGAAUUUGCUGAUCUUGGAGUGCGGGUCUUGGGUACGCCAAUCGAUACAAUCAUCACAACAGAGGACCGUGAAUUGUUCGCCAGGAGUAUGGAAAGUAUUGGAGAGAAAUGUGCAAGGUCGGCGUCGGCGUCCAACUUAGACGAAGCCAUGCAUGUCGUUCAGAGCAUUGGGUUUCCAGUGAUUGUUCGAGCUGCCUAUGCGCUUGGAGGUCUUGGUAGUGGCUUUGCAGAUAACAUGGACGAGUUACGGGAGCUCUGCACGAAAGCUUUUGCUGCGAGCCCGCAAGUGCUUAUUGAGCGAAGUAUGAAGGGCUGGAAAGAGAUCGAAUAUGAAGUAGUCCGAGAUGCUCGAGACAAUUGCAUCACUGUUUGCAACAUGGAGAAUUUUGACCCUCUGGGAAUUCAUACUGGCGAUUCCAUUGUCGUCGCUCCGUCCCAAACAUUAUCCGAUGAAGACUACAACAUGCUGAGAACGACCGCUGUCAACGUCAUUCGACAUCUUGGUGUGGUCGGCGAAUGCAACAUUCAAUAUGCCCUCAACCCGUUUUCGAAAGAAUAUUGCAUAAUUGAGGUCAAUGCUAGACUAUCUCGGUCCUCAGCCCUGGCAUCCAAGGCUACAGGCUACCCACUGGCUUUCAUUGCUGCAAAAUUGGGGCUUGGAAUACCCCUGAACCAGAUAUCCAAUUCGGUGACAAAGAAAACUUGUGCUUGUUUUGAGCCGUCCCUCGACUACGUGGUAGUAAAGAUACCUCGAUGGGAUUUGAAAAAAUUCACACGGGUCUCCACACAGCUGGGCUCCUCAAUGAAAAGCGUUGGAGAAGUGAUGGCGAUUGGUAGGACGUUCGAAGAGGCAAUCCAGAAAGCGAUCAGAUCGGUCGAUUUCCAUAAUCUGGGUUUUAGUGAUACCUUUAACGCCUUGAUGUCGAUCGACAGCGAGCUGCAGACUCCCUCUGAUCAGCGAAUGUUUGCUAUUGCAAAUGCCAUGCAUGCCGGGUAUACGGUCGAUCAAAUCUGGGAGCUGACCCAGAUUGACAAGUGGUUUUUGCGGAAAUUGAAAGGUCUUAGCGACUUUGGAAAGAUAAUGACCAAUUAUACUGCCACGACCGUCCCCUCAUCACUGAUCAGACAAGCGAAACAGCUAGGAUUUUCAGAUCGACAGCUUGCGAAAUAUUGGAGUUCAAACGAACUUGCAGUGCGUCGGCUUCGUGCAGAGGCGGGCAUCCGGCCAGUUGUCAAGCAGAUCGACACGGUGGCGGCUGAGUUUCCCGCCUACACCAAUUACCUCUACCUGACAUAUAAUGGCUCAGAAAGCGACAUCGCCUUUAAUGACCAGGGUGUGAUGGUUCUGGGUUCGGGCGUUUACCGGAUUGGUUCGUCGGUCGAGUUCGACUGGUGUUCAGUGCGGGCAAUUCGCACCCUCAGAGAGCAGGGCUAUAAGACAGUGAUGGUCAACUACAACCCAGAGACCGUCAGUACAGAUUACGACGAAGCAGAUCGCCUAUACUUUGAGAACAUCAAUCUCGAAACUGUUCUUGACAUAUACCAGCUCGAAUCUGCCAGCGGAGUUAUCAUAUCGAUGGGUGGCCAGACUCCAAACAACAUUGCACUUCCCCUGCACCGUCUCAACGUCAAGAUUUUAGGCACUUCCCCAGAGAUGAUUGAUACAGCUGAAAACAGAUACAAAUUCUCACGUAUGCUAGACAGAAUCGACGUCGACCAGCCGCUCUGGAAAGAACUCACCGGUGUCGAUGAGGCUGCCGACUUCUGCGCCAAGGUCGGCUAUCCAGUACUUGUUCGACCAUCAUACGUUCUCUCUGGUGCUGCCAUGAACACGGUAUAUUCGCAAGCCGAUUUAGCAAGUUUCCUGAAUCAAGCUUCCGAGGUCUCCAGAGAGCAUCCAGUUGUCAUAACUAAAUACAUCGAAAAUGCCAAAGAAAUCGAGAUGGAUGCAGUAGCUAGAGAUGGUGUCAUGAUGGGCCAUUUCAUCUCUGAGCAUGUUGAAAAUGCUGGAGUGCAUUCUGGUGACGCCACUCUUAUUCUUCCGCCGCAGGAUCUUGAGCCAGAAACCAUUUCUCGGAUAGAAGAAGCUACUCGAAAGAUUGGUAAUGCAUUGAACGUUACAGGACCGUACAAUAUUCAGUUCAUCGCCAAGGAUAACGAGAUCAAGGUCAUCGAGUGCAACGUGCGAGCUUCAAGAUCUUUUCCAUUCAUUUCCAAAGUCAUGGGCGUCGAUCUGAUAGCGAUGGCUACAAAGGUGAUCAUGGGACAGCCAGUUGAGCCCUAUCCUGCAGUCGACAUCCCCAAAGACUACGUUGGCGUCAAAGUCCCACAAUUUUCCUUCUCACGACUCUCUGGCGCUGAUCCUGUUCUUGGUGUUGAGAUGGCAUCCACUGGCGAAGUCGCUUGCUUUGGGCGGAAUAGGUAUGAAGCCUAUAUCAAAGCGCUCAUCUCUACCGGCUUCCGCCUGCCUAAGAAGAAUAUCCUGCUCUCUAUUGGAUCCUUUAAGGACAAAGCAGAAAUGCUUCCUUCGAUUGCUAAGCUGCAUCAAAUGGGGUACAACUUGUUUGCCACAGCCGGUACUGCUGAUUACCUACAAGAACAUGGAUUGCCCGUCAAAUAUUUGGAGGUUCUGGCGGAGCAAGAGAAAGACCAGAAAUCGGAAUAUUCCUUGACCCAGCAUCUUGCGAACAACUAUAUUGAUCUUUAUAUCAAUCUCCCAUCAAGCAACCGCUUCCGAAGGCCUGCAAAUUACAUGAGUAAAGGUUACCGUACACGGCGCAUGGCUGUGGACUACCAGACUCCGCUAAUAACCAACGUCAAGAAUGCAAAACUCUUGAUUGAAGCUAUUGCACGCCAUUACGACUUGGCAAUACAGAGCAUUGAUUAUAAGACCAGCCAUCGCACGAUUACCCUACCAGGCCUGGUUAACAUUGCGGCAUUCGUUCCAGGUAUUGCAACUCCUGGAUCACACGAUUUCGAGAUGGUGACCAAAGCUUCCAUUGCAGCAGGGUUCAGCAUGAUCAGGAUAAUGCCGCUGGGCUUUGACAGUUGGGUCACAGAUGCCCGGUCAUUGAAAGUGGCACAGCAUAAUUCUCUUGUCGGUGCUUACUGUGACUACAAUUUUGCGGUCGCAGCAACCCACACAAAUGCUGAUCAGAUUCAACAUGUCACGGCGGAUGUUGGCUCUCUGUUUCUUCCUUUUAAUCAUCCCUCUGGAAGUAUCAAUAAGGUUGCUACAGUUAUAGCACACUUUGCAGUAUGGCCUGCUCACAAGCCGAUCAUGACAGAUGCGAAAACCACUGACCUCGCUUCAAUCUUGCUGCUUGCUAGUCUACAUGAUCGCAAACUACAUGUCAUGAGCGUCACAACCAAGGAUGACAUCAAGCUGAUUGCUUUGAGUAAAGAGAAGGGCCUGAAAGUCACAUGCGACGUAUCGAUCUACUGCCUCUUCCUAUCACAAGCUGAAUUCCCGGAAUGUACGGCAUUACCAACAGCUGAUGAUCAGAGAGCCCUCUGGAACCACUUGAGCGCCAUCGAUGUAUUCUCCAUUGGCAGCUUGCCGUACCAGCUGGCUGGAGAAGAGGCAGUUCCAACGGUCGGCAUAGCUGAUGCUCUACCAUUGCUGUUUACUGCCGUCGCAGAGGGUCGUUUGACUGUGGAAGAUGUAAGAAGAAGACUUCAUGACAAUCCAACAGAGAUCUUCGAAUUACACGAACAGCAUGAAACAACUGUUGAGAUCGACGUUGAUCGGCCCUAUGUUCUCCAGGCGGGUCCCGUGUGGUCACCAUUUAGUGGCAAAACCAUGAGAGGAGCAGUUUCGCGGGUCACUUUCGAUGGCUCUACAGCAUGCUUAGACGGUGAGCUCAUGGCGGUACCACCUAAAGGCAUGGACAUGUCAGCGCAUUCUCUCCAUCCCCAUUCCCACUCGCCCGAGGCUAGGGCUAUGUCACCUGCACCAUCUUCACGGUUGGAUGGCUUGGCUGAUCGCCGUGGUUCUGUGCUGGAUGCCAGUAUGGCUGGACGUCCUUCGAUGUUGAGUCCUGUGGUGCGGCCAUCUACAAAGAAUCGUAACCUCGACCACCUUCCUGACUCCAGUUUCAACAAUAUUCCUUCGACAAUGCUUCCUCAGCCAGCGCUCCCUUCGGCUCUUUCGCCAUCCUUACUCUCCCUGCUUGCUACCUCACCAUUCAAGAACCGGCAUGUUCUUUCCGUGUCACAAUACAGCCGCCAAGAACUUCAUCUACUUUUCACUGUUGCCCAAGAGAUGCGGAUCGGUGCCCAGCGUUUCGGCAUAAUCCCCAUUCUGGCAUCACGGGUGCUAUGUACUAUCUUCUACGAACCCAGCACCCGCACAUCCGCGUCCUUCGACACAGCCAUGCAACGUCUUGGCGGUCGCACCGUCGUGAUCAACCCCGAUUAUAGUAGCACCCAAAAGGGCGAAUCACUACAAGACACGAUCCGAACACUAGGCUGUUAUAGCGAUGCCAUUGUCCUGCGCCACCCAGAUAACAACUCCGCUGCCAUCGCCGCCAAAUACUCCCCAGUCCCUAUCAUCAACGGCGGCAACGGCAGCCUUGAGCACCCUACGCAAGCCUUUUUGGAUCUGUUCACCAUCCGUGAAGAAUUGGGAAGCGUCAGCAACAUCACCGUUACAUUCCUUGGUGACUUGAAAUACGGCCGCACCGUCCACUCUCUGAUCAAAUUACUUCAAUACUACGAAGUGAAAAUCAACCUCGUUUCCCCAGCUGACUUAUCUCUACCUACGGAGACCCGGGACCAGAUCCACAAAUCCCGCCAGCUGGGUGUCGAGAGCGAGAAGCUCACUCCGGAGAUCAUCGCCCGCUCGGAUGUGCUGUACUGUACCCGGGUCCAGAAGGAGCGAUUUCCCAGCCUGGACGAGUACGAGCGGUUAAAGGAUGCUUUUGUGGUGGAUAACAGUGUGCUGAAGUAUGCGAAGAGUGCGAUGGUGCUGAUGCAUCCGUUGCCGCGGAAUAUGGAGAUUAGUGAGGAGGUGGACUUUGAUCAGCGGGCGGCUUACUUUAGGCAGGAGGGCUUGGCCAAGACUAGCGGUCACUUCUACCAGUUCUACCGGAGACCUCCAUGGACUUAUAUGGUAUGGUAUUGCAUUCAGGCUACCUCGCUGUACGGCAUCCUCGCCGGCGCACUAUUCGGUAUUGAAGCCUCUUUCUCGUCCUUGUGCAUCUUGAGGUCGAUAUGGUAUCGGUACUGCAUUAUGGAGACCUCCUGCACCCCUCGUCCGCCGUAG